Molecule: messenger RNA, 4932 nt
Organism: Aspergillus fumigatus Af293
Lineage: Eukaryota; Fungi; Ascomycota; Eurotiomycetes; Eurotiales; Aspergillaceae
Biological process (GO): tRNA methylation
Cellular component (GO): cytosol
Source: RefSeq, a predicted model, not a curated record
AUGGAGGAGAUAUCGCAGACUGUACAACUUAUAUCGGAGGAUACUUUGAGCGAAAUCUCCAAGGGACCAUUGGUCAGGUUUACACAAGAUUGUGAUAGCGUCGAGAAGGUGAGCCGGGUAUGGCAGAGCUUGUUGAAGACAUUUUCCACAGCAUCUAUUCCUAGUUCUCACAUGACAGCAUCUUGUAACGCUGUACGUGCGUUCCUUGAUGCCGCUGCUGUGUCCAAGUUCGGGGGCACUAGGCAGCUUGUUCAGUCGCCAGAUACGUGGCUCUCCGCAUUCGAGUUGUUUAUAACUCGUUUUGAAGAUGCAAAACCCAAGUCGAUGAAGCAAGUUCUAACCUCCUUGGUCAAAUUAUUGGCCCAAAGUCGGCAAGAACCUAGCUGCCAUUUGAUACAAGUUGGCCUGGUAGAUGCUAUUCUCCCUAGUAUCAUUCUCGGUGAACCGCGUGCUCCGCUUAAGGCUUUCCUUGUCUCGCUUGAGAUUAUCACACGCAAGAACGCUAUCUUGCCCCACGAAUUGAUAUCCAUGCUCCAAGUGUGGCUGUCGAAAAACAGCGAGAAAUGGAUUCCCAUCCUGCAAGAGGAUUGCAAAGCCUUAUCCAUGGAUGUAGGAGUGCUCCUACUCUCCGAUGAAGAUUCCUGCAACACCAAGAGAGUAGAAUCUAGAGGGCUUGCUGUGCAGAUCCUGCUCCUGGGGCUUCUGAAUCAGGCGAAGAACCCAGAGCUUGCCUCAAGUGCUGGUGACACUAUAGCUGCAUUUUUUCAAAAACUCAAAAGUGAUCUUGGUCUUGCAGAGGAUAACCGCGCUCUGCUUUCAGUCUGGAUCCCUCCCGUCAGGUAUAUGGUUCUACAGAACCUAGACAAUCUGGAGCCUAUGUCGAACUAUGUUCUUCAACCCCUCUUCCACAAUGACCCCUCUGGAUUUCGUUCCUUCUUGGAUAGUCUACCUCUUAAGAACGUCCUUGCCGGUGAUAUGGCCGACGCUGCAUUGCCGGAACUGACUGUUCUAUUUGCCUCUUUACAAGUGGCCAAGAAGGCCGGUUUAGUUGACGAAGACUAUGGCCCUUCUAAACAGGGAACUGGCAUGAAACUCUCCUUACCAGGUGAGAUCAUUGGCCAAUUUUUAUUCCACCGAGAAUUCAGCAUCAGAAUAGCAGCACUCUCACUCCUGAUAGCAGCACCUGCCACUACAAAACCUCUUUCAUCUGCCGCGAUCCGUGCAAUUCUCAGGGGUUUGCCCUCUAUGCACGCUGAGUCUGACUCUUAUUCUCGAGGGGAGAUCAUCAGCUUGCUCCGUAAACUGAUCGUACGUUUGAAGGGUGGUAUAUUGGAGAACCAGGAUGGUCCGGUUCAGGAAGAGCUGUCCACAAAUAAAACGCAGCAGGCAAAGUCUGGCCGGAGCGAUUCGGAGACUCGAGCAUGUGUCUCAACCUACAUUGGUUUCCUCAAAACAGACAUGCGGCCCACCGCCUCCUAUCCUCGCCAUAUCAUGGCUCUGAAGACAUUAAAUCUUUUCCUUCAGUCCGGUCUUGAUCCCCGUGUUAACUUGGUCAGGCGUGCCAAUAUGGAAGAGGAUAAAGUUCGAUGGAAGGUCAACAUCGAAGUAUUCGACCCGAGUCUUAUCCGAUUGCUCGUGGAUCUUCUGCUGGACCCCUUUGAGGAGGUGCGAGCCACAUCUUUGACCAUCCUGAACAUGGCUCCCCGAGACAUGCUCUUAGGUGGCCUUCUACAAUCUGCAGACCGAUCAUCGGCCAUGCCAUUGCGACUGAUCGAUGCCCUGACAAAAGCCGAGCAGUUGGCCAGCAAUACCAGCAGAGCUGACCAUGCUGAUACCGUCGCCCGACUAUACCAUAUCAUCUUCUACGCCACAGCUGAGACUCAUUCGGGAGGCGGUUCACAGUGGUGGGAAACCAAGAAGGGUGUGGUUGAUCUGCUUUUGACAAAGCUCGAGGGCAAAGUUUCCAAUCCUGGUGGUCUUUUUACCACCUCGAUGCGCGACGCUCCUCUGCACGGAUACGUUUCCGCUCUAAGAUACAUUGUUUCGGCGUCAAAUUUUCAUCAAUUGGUUUCAGAUCAUUUGUCAGCAAGCAGCGAUGACUGGAGACUUGUUCACACAAGGAUAGUGUCUAUUUGUGACCGAAUUUGGAAGGCAGUAAAGCCGGUUUUGUGCAUUGACUCGCCAGAAGGUCACAGCGACGAGCCCAUAGAGGAGUUCAACAUCGGACCAAAGGAUAUCCUGUCUUAUUCCUGGCGUGCUCUUCGCGAAUCAAGUCUUCUGCUUCAUGCGACCCUCGCUAACGCAACAUAUGCGCCGCAAGGGAAGUCCGGGUUCACUGCCGAAGACUAUGAGAAAAUAGGGAUGUCCAGCUUCACUCAGCUUGCCGAGCUUCGCCACAGAGGAGCAUUCUCGACCGUAUCUCAAACUUUUGCUACUUGUUGCCAACGAUGCGGCCAGUCGAGCGAUCCUGCUAUCUCUGCUCUGCCUCAGCGAUGGUAUCAGGAAGCGAGGAAGAUUAUAUUUGAGGCCGCUUCUCAACUUACAAGGCGCUCGGCAGGUUUACCAGCUUUGGCCACAGGUAUCCUUCUUUCGAAGCCAGGAGGGCCGCUCUUCCGACAGGUCAUGGAUGAGCUCCAUGAAAUAUCUCACCUCCCUGCCGAGCAAGAUCUUGUCAAACAGAAAGUCGAACUACCACAGGUCCACGCCAUGAAUUGCUUGAAAGACAUAUUUACGAACACCAAACUCGGUCCUUUCACAGAAUCUUAUAUCAUGCCGGCCCUGACCCUAUCCGCUGAACAGCUAGGAUCGCCUAUAUGGGCUCUUCGCAAUUCUGGACUGAUGCUUUUUCGUGCUCUCUUGACACGUAUGUGCCGCUUAUUGACAGGAGCCAAUUUUGGCUUUGGUGGUAGCUCCGGAUCAGAGCCCGGUGCCAGAAUUUCGUUCCACAAGUAUCCAGGUCUUCUUGAAUUGCUGUCAAAUCUUCUUGUACCAAAAGACAAGAAACAAGACAGUCAAUUUGAUGAUCAUGGCAUCGUCACUGAACGGGUGUUCCCGGCUCUGGAGUUGAUCGCUGAAAAAAUUCCAUCUGUUUCUGACGAUGACGACGUUUUGCUUCGCAAUCUCGUCCGCGAGCAGCUCAAGAGCCCGGUAUGGGGAAUCAGAGAGCACUCAGCCCGAGUAUAUGCUUCUCUAUUGAAGCGUGCCGACAUCUUGAUCGAGAUUCAAGCUCUGUUGGAAGUCGAGCGGGGUCUGGAGACUCAGGACUUUCUUCAUGGCAAAGCGCUCUGUGCCAAGUACGCUCUGCGCAGAUUUGCAUCUAUCUCUCUUCCGUUCUGGAAUAAUCACUUGAACGAGGUAGCAUCCGUUAUACAGGAUAUUUUUGCAACAUUGUUUCACUCUGCCCACUCCCCAUUUGUUGCCACUACAUUGAUAGAAAUUCUCAAUGAUGCUCUUGAGAAAAGCAUUGAGUCAGGCGCUGAAGACUCAGCUAUUCAUAUCGUCAAUCAUGCGUCCGACGUUUUCGCUUUUGAAGAUAUAUUAAACUUCCAGCUCGAUUCAUCCCAUCCUCAUUGGCAAACUCUAAACACAACCCGUGCCGCCUCUCUACUUCGAAGAGUACUCGCUUGGACCUCAUUCCUGCGAAUGUUCAUCUCCGGUAAUGUGGAGACUUUGGAAUCAUUCUUCCAGAAGGUAUCCUGCUUCGAUUCAAAUGCCGGUCGGUGGAUAAUUGAGCAGAUGCAAGCUGUUCUGGGAGAGAGGGGACGCUAUAGGGAACCUGUGCUCGCAUUGUACUCUUCCGUCAUACUGGGCAGCUACACUGCAGAAGUCAAGAUGGCGGCGGUCUCUUCACUUGAGACUAUUUUGUGUGUCGUUCUUGAGUCCCGGGAAACUGGUUUGAAGGAAAUUAGUCUCCCUUGGGAUGCUCUGCACGAGCAAAUAGACCUGGAACCUAGCGAGCAGACACCCAAUCGAGACAUGUCGAACGUUGAGCUGCGUCUGCAAGGAUGUCUCUUGGCUAUUAGAGCAUCAUUGAACCAUUGGAAAGGAAUGGAGAGAGAUAUUCGCCGGUGGGCGACUCGACUCCGUUUCGCGAUGCAGGAGGAGACGGAAUUUACAACACGCCAUGCUGCGGUAACUUCUCUCACGACUUUCGGGCGCAUCUUGCGGCCUGUUGGCAGCCCCCCUCAGGUCGACGCUGUCUUCCUGGAGAUUUACCUCAUCCUUUAUGACAUGUUAAAUGAUGACGACGAGGAGUUGCGCGAACUUGCAGCUUCAACAGCAUCCUGGAUCCUGUCAUAUUCCACCGUUUCUCCUUCGAAAGCCGUUACUCUGGCUCCUCGGUAUGCCAGCGACCUUCUUUCAAAGUUCAUCGUCGAGAGUUAUGCCCAAUCCUCACUCUUGUGCACGAGAAUCAUUCAGUACAUUACCGGCCAAGCACCGAAAGUCAGUGGCUCUGUCGACAAACCUAGACUAAAGGCGGUGCCAGACCAGCUCUGCGAGCACAGAAAAGAAAGCACAAUUCUCUUCGAAGAGGAGAAACAGAACCUGUUCAUCGAUGAAGUGCGUGAAGUAGAUGUCUGGGCUCCAAUGCUCCUUCAAAUGGCAGAAUCAUCAUUCGACUCUGGCCUUGUUCGCGAGAUUACCACAUGGGUGUUGGCAGGACUAUCAUAUAUCUGUAAAUUCGCUGUUGAGGAAUCGGGCAAUGAUGGCCUUUUGGGCUGGGCUUCAAAGCCCGAAACCUUCACUCUUGGUGUGCGGGUUAUUAGUGUUACGGGCGUUCUGGUAUCUCAGCAUUUCGCUGCUUCUAGAUACUUGGGUGAGGAGCAAACCCAGCUCAAGCAGCUUCUUGAAUCUCUCUCUGAAUCUGGACGAGUGAUAUCCCUUCAUGACGACUGGCUCUCGAGAGCGCAGCAAGCAUUGCAAUGCGAUUGA